GAUACAACUCCAUCUAUCAUCAUAAAGACCUUCAAUUCGCCACGCUCUAACUUUCACUCCUCAUUGUCCACUUCUCAAAGAGGAGCCCAAAAAUUCAGUCAUGAUAGGCAAACGCCUGAGUCCGGUGAUCGGAAAAAUCUCCGGUAAGUCCAGUGCGCCGGUUUCCGACGGAUCAACCAGUCCGAGAAGUCCUUUGGAGUUGAAGUCGCCGAGAGGUCCGAAAAGUUACGAUCUUGGCGUGGUUGGACUGGCGAUAGUGGCUGCCCUCGAAACGUCUCGUGGCAAAGACCGCGAAUUUCUGGCUCUCCGGGCUGUUUGUAACCGGGCGGGCCCGAUUCCGGUCAAUUCCGGGCGGUUUUCCGGUAGACUCGCCGGAGGUUUUGGGGAAACGGAGGCGGAAUGCUCGGAGGAAGACGAAGAAGAGUAUACUCUGGUGACCUGCCGUGGUCCGGAUAACGAGUGCUACACCCGGCUGUAUUGUGAUAGCGGUAUUGUUGGUAGCCGCACAAGCCUGAAACCUCGCCGGCCGAGCGUCUUCGAGAUUUCUCCGGCGAUAUCCUUUCACUCUCCGGGAUACCCAGAUUCCGAUUUUCUCAGUUCAUGUCACAUGUGCCGGAAAAAUCUCCACGGCAAAGACAUAUUCAUGUACAGGGGUGAGAUGUCAUUCUGCAGCACAGAGUGUAGAUACAGGCAGAUGGUGAUCGAUGAGUGUAAUGAGAAGAUGAUGAGUUCGGAGAUUUUAAGGUCUGAUGAUGUUUCAAGCUCCUCUCCCUGUAGUAACGGGCAGAUGUUUUCACCUGGAAUUCUGGCACUCUGAUCUACAAUAUAUAAUAAAGCUGUAGUGAUUAGUGCAACCUUAUAUUAGCCUAAUAAGUGAUUAUAAUCUUUAACUUAUGAGUGAAGUCCGUUUUGUAAUCCUAAUCAGUAAAUUAUCAUAAGGAUAUAAGCGGGCAUAGGUUAGGUUAUAAUCCUGGGUAUAUACAUAUGAGAAAUUAACAAGAGGGGCUUCAAUAUUUUUUUUUUCUGGAUAUAAUCUUGUAAAAGGCUUAUCUUUAUGCUCUCUCAAUGAAAUUUUGAAAUCCUUAUGCGGGUGUUAGCUUUUGUUGCAGUUCUACGUUUGUACUUUAUGCAGUGUUUGUCUUAGGAUUUAGGAGUGACCAUUCUAGUGAAUAUAUCAUUAUUUUAUUCGU
Ipomoea nil (Japanese morning glory) is the source of this 1190-nucleotide messenger RNA. RefSeq lists its product as uncharacterized. Lineage: Eukaryota; Viridiplantae; Streptophyta; Magnoliopsida; Solanales; Convolvulaceae. The transcript has 2 exons. Bases 101 to 817 code for a protein of 238 amino acids. The record is from RefSeq and is a predicted model, not a curated record.